Messenger RNA from Andrographis paniculata, 1127 nucleotides. RefSeq names its product ADP-ribosylation factor-like protein 8c. The record is from RefSeq and is a predicted model, not a curated record. NCBI's taxonomy places the organism in Eukaryota, Viridiplantae, Streptophyta, Magnoliopsida, Lamiales, Acanthaceae. The transcript has 6 exons. Gene Ontology annotation, biological process: protein transport. Gene Ontology annotation, molecular function: GTPase activity; GTP binding. Bases 257 to 811 code for a protein of 184 amino acids.
CGGAGAAAGUAACAACACACAUCCUUGAUUUCUACGAGAUUGAAAGAGUUUGGUGCAAAACGUCGUCGUCCCCAAACCGAAAAUCUCGCCAUUAUAAGAAUCCAUUCAGUCGGUCGCUGAAGAUUCGGAUUUAGCUCAGUUUUCUCGUUUUCUCCUCAGAUUCUUUUCUGAGAAUCCACAAGACUCAAAUACAAGUUCUCGCCUUCGAUUCCACUUCGUAUUCCUUCUGUCAGAACAAUUCCUGUUUAGGUUGACAAUGGGCUUGUGGGAAGCUUUCCUCAACUGGCUUCGAAGCUUAUUUUUCAAGCAGGAGAUGGAACUCACUCUUGUCGGUCUUCAAAAUGCUGGGAAGACUUCACUUGUUAAUGCAAUUGCUACCGGAGGCUAUAGCGAGGAUAUGAUUCCAACUGUCGGGUUCAACAUGCGCAAAGUGACAAAAGGGAAUGUGACCAUAAAGCUUUGGGACUUGGGAGGGCAGAGUAGAUUCCGUUCCAUGUGGGAGCGCUACUGCCGUGGUGUCUCGGUUAUAUUGUACGUUGUCGAUGCUGCUGAUCGAGACAGCAUCCCAAUCUCCCAAAGCGAGCUGCACGAACUUGUGAACAAACCCUCACUAGCUGGAAUUCCAAUUCUCGUCCUCGGUAACAAAAUCGACAAAUCUGAAGCUCUGCCUGAGAAAGCACUGGUCGAGCAGCUGGGACUAAAUUCGAUCGCCGAUAGAGAAGUAUGCUGCUACAUGAUUUCAUGCAAGGACUCGGUCAACAUCGAUGUCGUUAUCAAGUGGCUUAUCAAGCACUCGAAAGCAGGGAAAUGAUCCACCUUUCCAACUAUUUUGGAAAGAGGGAGGAUACAAUACAUGCUCGCAUCUUUUUAAUUGCUGGCAAGGUGUUAUUAGCGUACAUAAUUUUUUGUUUUUUGUUUUUUGGUUUCUGGUUUUAAGAUGCUCAAUUAAUUUGAACAAUAAUCGGUUCCAUUUUUAGAUAUUUUGUCUUUGGCUUAAGCUACAGUUGUACUUAAUUGACAUAGUACUAAAAGCACACAUCACAUAAACAACACAUGAUACGGUAAGAAAUAAGUUUAAACUUUUGUCGGGCUAGUUUGAGCUAGAAUAAAAUUUUGGAUCCAAGAUU